This is a messenger RNA of Biomphalaria glabrata, 5747 nucleotides long. RefSeq names its product protein sel-1 homolog 1-like. Gene Ontology annotation, cellular component: endoplasmic reticulum membrane. Gene Ontology annotation, molecular function: protein binding. The record is from RefSeq and is a predicted model, not a curated record. The transcript has 17 exons. Lineage: Eukaryota; Metazoa; Mollusca; Gastropoda; Planorbidae. Gene Ontology annotation, biological process: ERAD pathway. The coding region runs from base 69 to 2318 and encodes 749 amino acids.
CAGAUUCUAGUCAUAUAAAAGAGGAGUUACAAAAUGAAAAAGAUCAGAAUCAAGAAAAAACAGAGGAUAUGCAGCACAAAGAGAUUUCAGAGAAAGAAGUCACCCAGACGCCGCUGCAACCUGUUACUACAGGUAAUCCCAGUCCGGAGUCAAAUACAGAAAGUCUGUCAGAAAAUGAUUUUCAAAGUCCCAAAGCUGCUGAUAGUGUUGAAUCUUCAGACUUUCAGAAGCUUCAGCAAGAUGUGAACCAGCCAGCCAAAACAAAUAAAGACAUUGAAAUAGAGGAGGAAUCUGCAACAGAUAAAAAGGAGCAACCUACAGAAGAAGUGUCUGUACUUGGGAAAAAUAUAAAGGAAGAAUCAGAACCUGCAGAAAAGCCGACCACAGCUCAGCAUGAGUAUCUAGAUCCACAGCAAAGCCAGCAACAACCUGUGGAAGAAAAGAAACAUCCACCUCCACAAGUUGUCAACCCUCUGGUCACACCCCCAAUCUUACAAGAAGAUGACAAUGAAGAACCCGAAGAAGAGCCUUAUGAGCCUACACCCCAAGAGCUAGAAGCUGAACGAUUAUUUCAAGCUGGGGAGAAGCUCAUCAACGCCACGUAUUACAAAGACUAUAAAGAGGCUUAUCAAUACUUUGUGAAAGCUGCCCAGCUUGAUCACCAGAAAGCCAAGGAGUAUGUAGCCUUUGGUCACCUAUUUGGGGAUUACCUCAGCCAGGACAUAGCCAAAGCUGCCAACAUGUUUGAAGAGCUUGCCAGUCAAGGUUCACCCAAGGCCCAGAUGGGACUUUCCUUCAUGUACAGUGCUGGGUUACACUACAACUCCAGUCAAGCCAAGGCAUUGAUCUAUUCCACAUUUGGAGCUCUGGGGGGAGAUCCACUGGCCCAAAUGGCCUUGGGUUAUCGAUACUAUGCUGGCAUUGGAGUUGAAUCCAAAUGUGAAACUGCACUGACCUAUUAUAGAAAAGUGGCUACCAAAGUGGCUGAUUCUGUGACGCUAGCCGGAGGACCUGUGGUUCAGAGAAUCAGGUUACAAGAGGAAGUGGAGAGCCAAGGAGCCAACAACAGUCCAAUGCUAGACGAUGACCUGCUCCAGUACUACCACUUCCUGGCAGAUAAAGGAGACCAGCAGGCUCAGGUUGUGUUGGGAACACUCUACUAUCAAGGAGGUAAAGGAGUACAGAUAAAUCAUGAGCAAGCUUAUCAUUAUUUUUCAACUGCAGCUGAUGCUGGAAAUGGUCAUGCCAUGGGCUAUCUUGGAAAGAUGCAUUCUGAAGGCAGUCCAGUAGUGAAACAGAGUAAUGCCACAGCCUUUGAGUAUUUUAAGAAAUCAGCUGAUAAAAGCAAUCCAAUCGGUCAAGCUGGCCUGGGUAUGAUGUACUUGAAUGGACUUGGAGUGGACAAAGACUUUAACAAGGCAUAUCGUUUACUUGUUCUUGCUGCUGACCAAGGGUCUGUGGAUGGUCAACUCCAGUUGGGAGUUAUGUACUUCAGUGGAGUUGGAGUUAGACGGGAUUACAAAAUGGCCGUCAAAUAUUUUACGAUGGCUUCCCAGAAUGGCCAUGUGCUGGCAUUUUUUAAUCUGGCCCAGAUGCAUGCAACAGGUACAGGAGUACUGAGGAACUGCCACACAGCUGUCGAGUUGUUUAAAAAUGUGGCAGAACGAGGGCGAUGGUCCGAGAUGAUGAUGGACGCUCACCGCAUGUUUCAUGAAGGCAGUGUGGACGCGGCUUUGAUUAAGUAUAUGUUUUUAGCUGAGCUGGGCUAUGAGGUGGCACAGUCAAAUGUGGCAUAUAUUCUGGAUAAUGGCCUAUCUGACAAGUUCAAUAAACCAGAAAGCUAUCAACGAGCUUUGUUGCAGUACUCCAGAGCUGCUUCUCAGGGUUCCACUCAUGCCAUACUAAAGAUGGGAGACUACCAUUACUAUGGCCUUGGUACCGAUGUCGACUACGAGUCAGCAGCCACACACUACCGGCUGGCCUCGGAGCAGCAGCAUAAUGCCCAGGCCAUGUUCAACCUGGGAUACAUGCAUGAGAAAGGCUUAGGGCUGAAGCAGGAUGUUCAUUUAGCCAAGAGGUUCUAUGACCUGGCCUCUGAGACAAGCAUCGAUGCUCACAUUCCAGUCACUCUUGCUCUUCUUAAACUUGGCAUGUUUUAUGGGAUGGACGUCUUCAACAAAGAGUUUGAAGGCGUAUCUGGAUUAUUAGAACUAUUGGAUCCCGUCAAUUACUUUGGUCCUGAGUGGGAUCUUUAUUUAGCAUCUCUCAUCGCUGUUCUAUUCGGCAUUAUUUAUAUUUUACGCAGAAAUGUAAGAUAACAUGGAGCUGACAUUAUGAAACUUACUUUAUUUUCAAAUUUCGCUGAUAAUAAAAAUCCGCUAUUUAUAUUUUUUCUAGGGAGUUACGUGUGAUCUUGGAAGGGGUGUAAUGUAUUAACUUGAUUUUGUAUCGUCAACUUAUUAUAUUGAAAAUAGUCUCCUUCCAGCAACUUUAGUAAGGGAAAUAAUCAUCCAUAGAAAGCUUGAACAUGUCUAUUUUUGUCAAUCUUACAAAAUGUUUAAAGUCAUAAAUUGUUUUUUUUUUUUGUGAAAUUAAUUUAUCCAUUUUUUUAAAUAUCCCAUCGUGCAAUUAAGAUUCUAAUAAAAAUUUUGUUGCCUUAAAAAAAUGACAUCAUUGAAACUUGUUCUGUAACAAAAGAGCUUUUUUAAGUAUAUAAGUACUAUUUUAAAGAAACUGGUACAUUUCUUAAUCAAAGACCAACCGAUCCAGUUCUACAAUGUAGUACCGGUAGCUCAUGGUUUUCACAUCAGCCUAAAGUUGCAAGAUAGCAGGUCAGAAUUGGUUGAAAUGACCCUCCUCUGCCUUACACAGACACACCACUCUGUCACUGCCAUAACAAGAUACAAUCAAAUAGUGGGAAUAACUAUUUAGAUCCAUUGCUGUCCAUUAGACAGAGUUACCCUUUAAAAAAAAAAACAUUUCGAUGCUCUCCCCUUGAUUGUCUUCCCCUUGAACUCUCAGAAUUAGGUGUUAUGUUUUUUAUAAAAACAAUCUUGUUGAUUGCAUUCUUACCCAAACUUGUUUUGUAGUUAUCCCCCACUAUUAGUUAUGUGAGAGUAUAUAUCUGUUCAAUGUGUUUGAGAGAUUAUUACAUUGGGCGGCUAGCUGCGACAGAUGGUCUGUUGCUAGCAUUUAACGUGGAUUGUGUGUCAGGUUAUCUACAUGACAGUUAUUAGUAAGGACUUCUGCUUCACUGCUAUACCCUGCUACAGGCAUGUGGGCAAUCUUUGUGUAAAUGGAUUUUCAAUUCGAAGAAGAGUUAUGGUUUAUGUGUUUGGAUGUUAUGUGCAGUAGAGACCAACCAAAGUAUUCGGAUGCUCAAGUUUAAGAUGUAAUGGGUUAAUGAACAUGUUUUUAUUUUGUUUUUGUCUUGAUAUAUAUUCCAGAUUCAGUUAAGCCAGGGGUUCUCAACCUGUGGGUUGCGACCCCCUUGGGGGUCGAAUGACGAUUUGCGGGGGGUCGCCCAAGACCAUCGAAAAUAUGGAUUGUUAUUGUCUUUUCUUCUAUUGCUGUAUGUGUGUGUGGGGGGGGGGGGGUCGCGGCAGAAAAGGUUAAGAACCACUGAGUUAAGUGAAAGGAUGUUAAAUAAAUUGUGGAUGCAUAUAAAUAGUGUGUUUAUAAAAGUUCUGGUUGGUCCAUUUAUUUGUCUAAGUCUUAUGUUAACAAUAAGUGAGAAAGUGAUUGGAAGCAUUUGGGUUAUUGAGUCCCAGGUUCCUAGAUCUGCUCCACCUGCAGUCUCUAUAAAUCUGCUAGGAUAUAAGUUGGCAGGGGUUGGGUGGAAGAAGUUGUAAGUCUUUAGUCCAAUAGAAACCAUUUCUUUACAUACUGUUUAGUUUAAUGGGGACUUGAUGGCAUUCCAGAGAAUAGGAAAAGUUUGAACCUUUUGAUUUAGCUGCCAAAUUAGUUAAUUGCUUCAAGUAACAUUGUGCCGAACUUUUUAAAACUUUUUACAAAAGAUUGUACAUUUUGAGGUUUAAAAUCAUUUUAUAUCAACCCUUACAAAUGUAUUUGUUAUCCCUAUGAAAGCAGUGAAAAUGUCAACAGAAGUAUUUGUUAUCCCUAUGAGAGCUGUGAAAAUGUCAACAAAUGUAUAUGUUUUUGUUAUCCCUAUGAGAGCUGUGAAAAUGUCAACAAAUGUAUAUGUUUUUGUUACCCCUAUGAGAGCUGUGAAAAUGUCAAUAAAUGUAUAUGUUUUUGUUAUCUCUAUGAGAGCUGUGAAAAUGUCAACAAAUGUAUAUGUUUUUGUUAUCUCUAUGAGAUCUGUGAAAAUGUCAACAAAUGUAUAUGUUUUUGUUAUCUCUAUGAGAGCUGUGAAAAUGUCAACAAAUGUAUAUGUUUUUGUUAUCCCUAUGAGAGCUGUGAAAAUGUCAACAAAUGUAUAUGUUUUUGUUAUCUCUAUGAGAGCUGUGAAAAUGUCAACAAAUGUAUAUGUUUUUGUUAUCCCUAUGAGAGCUGUGAAAAUGUCAACAAAUGUAUAUGUUUUUGUUAUCCCUAUGAGAGCUGUGAAAAUGUCACUGUAUUAACUAGUCUGAAGCAACACAACUGGAGAAAUACAAUAACUAAAGAUAUUGGGUCACACUGACUUAAUUGUCUUUAUUGGUUGGUAACUGAAGAAGGUUGCAUGGGACCAAUUUUAAUCCAGGAGGAUUUCUUGUUUAUUGUAUUUCUUUAAAUAGUUCUCUGCGCCUUGCAGUGGUAACGUUUAUAUAAUUUACUGUCGCUAGUUCCUAUAUAUAUAUACCACUGUCAUCAAGUUUUGUUGCUUCUUUUUAAUAUUAUAAUACUGUCAGCUUCAUUCUUUCUCUCCUAAUUGACGAUACAAAUGUCAAUUUGACCCCAUUAAAUUAAUUUUUGGUUUUAUUAAUUUGCAUUGUGUAAAAAGAGCAUGCAAUCCUUUUUAAUUCUAGACCAAAAAAAAAAACCCAACAUUUUCUGAUAAUAAACAACAAAAAAGUUAUUGAAGUUGAAUCAGAACAGGGUAGUGAAAUACAAAUGCGCAUAACGAAUAAUUCCAUUGCAACAUGGAAAAUAAUUACGGAGAGAAAGGAUUAACAAUUACAUUUAUUUUUUAAAUUAAAUUAUGUAAAUUGAAGCAGAAUUCACAAGAAUACAGGAAAAAAGCCUAUGUGUUAUUUCUUGAUAAAAUCAGAUGUCUGUUCACACUAAUAACAUCAAUAUUACAUGUAUUUUACUGAAAUAACAUAAAAGACAAAAAUGUUAUCAGUUGUACCAAUUUAUCCCAUGUGGUGAUUACCUGGCAUAUUGCUGUAAGUAGCACAGUACAUAUUAAUUUGUUUCAGUCUACAAAACACAUUUCUCUAUCAGACCAAAAUAAGAAUCAAAAAUAAAAAAAUUUGGCUCGAAUAAUGGCUUGUCUUGAAUAAUGUUUUUUUUAUUUGUACUUUAAUCAGUAAAUAAACUUACCAAAUUGAAUGUAUGUAGUUUUGUUUAUUUGAAGCUGGGUUAAACCCUCUACAAAUAGCUUGAAUGCUUUCAACAUGUAGAUUGUGUUCAAAUCAUUUUUGUUCUAGUAAUAUGUGUGUGAUGUUUGAAUGUGUAUUUGGUUGAUAGGUUGUGUUGCCAGGUAGACUCAUGUUUGUAUCAGAGUUUUGAGAGUUUGAAUAGCAGUUCAUCUGUGAUCUAAUGUUAUGAUCAAUUUUAUUCAAUAAAUUUUUUUUUAAUUGGAA